Rhizophagus irregularis DAOM 181602=DAOM 197198 is the source of this 765-nucleotide messenger RNA. RefSeq lists its product as uncharacterized. Gene Ontology annotation, molecular function: protein binding. The record is from RefSeq and is a predicted model, not a curated record. NCBI's taxonomy places the organism in Eukaryota, Fungi, Glomeromycota, Glomeromycetes, Glomerales, Glomeraceae.
AUGGAUGAUACUUCAGUAAAAAUUAACGAUGAUGCUAACAAAAUCGAAAUCGAAGUUGAUAAAAUCGAUGUUGAUAAAAAUUAUGAUGUUAAAAUAUUUACCUUCGAUAAUGAACUACAUAAUGGUAAACCUAUUACUAUGAUAGAAAUAUCACCAAAAGAAACCUACCUUAUUACUUAUAGUGAAAAAGAUAGUUCAAUUGUCGGUUGGAAUGUUGAAGAUAUAGAUAAGGUUCGACUUAAAUUUCAUCAAACUGUUAAAAUUAAUGAAGAUAAGAAAUAUGAAAUCGAAAGUUUAAGUGUUUCUGAUGAUAAGAAACUUGCUUAUAUUGAUACAAAUGACGGUAUAUUCGGUAUAAUCGAUAUGAAUAAUAAAGAUAAAAAAAUUGCAUUAGAUUUAAAUACAAAAAAUGAUUAUCAUACAAUUUAUUAUUAUAAUUGUACCUUUAAUUUAAAAGGUGAAUUUAUUUUAUGUGGUGUAGUUGGAAAUAAUAGUACUUCUGAAGAACAUGAUAUUAUUUGGAUUUAUUCCACACAAACUAAAAAUAACAAAUGGGAAUGUAAGAGAUUUUACAGGUUACCUUAUUAUUAUGAAAUAAUUAGUAUAUCAAAAUAUGAUAAAGUUUACCUGUUUUCAUAUGAAAAUGAUUACAUUUAUGAAUGGAAUAUUAAUACUGAAAAAAGUGUAAAAAUAUUUGUUAAUAGUAAGAAGGUAAUAAAUAUUAUAAAAUUAUUUUCAAACCAAUUGAUGUUAAAUUAUAAUUAA